AUGACAAUUCAAUUCAAUUACAGAGACAACGAAAUCGUCUCGUCGCCAACUGUAAUAGUGAGCGGUGCAACAACUUCGGGAACCCAAAAUGGAAUUAUAUGCUUCACAAACAAUGACAACCGGGUGUUUCCUCCUCAAUAUUUCGAAGUCAACAAUGGCCAAUUUAAAGCAUUGGUACAUGUCUCGCCAGGUGAACCCAACCAAUUUCGCGUUGAAGUGAUGGAUAAUGGAAUAAUUUCAAGCUUUGGUUUCUCUGAGUACAAGAAUGGUAGACCAAAUAUAGUUGACAGAGGACAGUUGAUUCUUAUCUUCAAUCCUUUGCCUCAAAACAAACCAGUGCACAUGUGUCUAAUUAGAGCUCGGGAUUCACCAAACACAUAUGAUAUGCCACAAUACCGAUUGGCACGACGUGAGCAGCCAAACUUGGAGAACGCAGUGAAGAAAUUGAAAGUUGCUGCUCGGUUAAUGCAAGCCUACACACAAGACGAAAUGAGAACUGUUGGGUUUAGCAAUAGGACUUUUCAAUUUGUCGAGGAAACGACUCUGGAUCAAACAAUAUUUGGAUAUAAAGUGCAGUCGCCAACACCUCAUCAAGAGGUUAAAGUUCACGUAUUGACAAGUCCCAAAAGCGUUGCUGAGUUGCGGAGCCCCGAUUUAGCUCAACAGAACCCUUCUGCUAAAGAUAAGGGUGGGCUUUUCAGCCACGCAAUAGAUUUAAUAAAGAAAUCAGAUAUAUACGAUUCAAAAAGAGGGACAGCUAUUCAAUGUGCUGUGAUGUACUUGGACUCAACUUAUGACACAAAGAACAACUUGAUUUUGACACAUGCGGCACUCGGUGGUGGUGAUAGUGGGGUUAAAUUAGCUAUUUUUGGGUCUCACGGACUACACGCUUAUCCGCAAAACUUUCCAUUAGUCACUCCCUCUUUCUUGGAUAGCACAAAACUAUCCACGAACGAGGUAGCAAAUGAUUGUAAUGAGUGUGGCACUAGUUGGGAGUGCUUGAAUAUUUGUCUUGGAGCUUUCAUGCAUGAAAUUGGUCACUUAUUGGGCUGCCCACAUCAAGUUGAUGGGGUAAUGCUUAGAGAUUAUAUAUGGUGGAAUAGGUCAUUCAUGACUAGAGAGCUCGAAUGCUUAAGAACACAUUCCCCUGGGGUGCUCAUCGAUAGGAAUGGCCAGUGGCCCAAAGUUUGCCACUGGAACAGACUAGAUUUGAUUAGAUUUUUAUACCAUGACCUGUUUUCGUUACCUGUUGACAAGUUUCAAAAAGUGCACAGUACGACAAUGAAACCAGAUUCACUGUAUACAGAUCUGGCAGUUCCGCUGCUGUAUUCACUGCCUGGUAAUGGUGCUGUUAUGAUGUCGGAUGCAGGAAUUUUUAUAGUGGAGAUUGUUGAUGGAGAUUUGACUCGGUACCAUGAACCUUAUUUGCCUUUGGAAUAUGGCGGUAAUGGAGUGGUGCACCAAUGCACGAUAAAUUAUCCAGAAUAUCUUUCCAAAUUGAGGUCUGCUAAAAGGGAUGCAGGGGAGGAGUAUAAAGUCAGAGUAAUGUCAUUAGCCGGUGACCUCUUCAUCAAUAACUUCAAAAAACACUGCUCACCACUGGAACAGGAUGUGGUGAAAAGCGAUUUUGGUUUUGGUCGUGGGGAAUUGACUGGAUACAAAAGUGAACUAUUGGGACGUGCCAAGGGUGAAAUGCGUGUUGCUGCUUUUGAUUUGGCAACCGUUUAUAGGGUUCGAGUAUAUUCUGGUCGAGCUCUAGAUGGUGUUCGAUUUUAUUUCAAGACUGGUGGAGUGUCUACUGGGCAUGCACCAAAGGUGCCACCGAGAAAUUACCUCAAAAAAGUGUUUGGUCAUCAUGACGAACAUCAUCAUGAAGAGCAUCAACAAGUUAAUGGCGAAGUGAAGGAUGGCUCGUCUUUAGUGGGUAAGGAGACGGGAUCGUAUUCUGACUUUGAAUUACAAAACGGUGAAGAGAUUGUGAGGUUUAAUAUCAGAAAUGGUGCUUGGGUUGAUGGAAUACAAGUUGUGACAAAUAGAAAUAGAAGCUCUCCAAUGUUUGGAAACGCUCAAGGGGGCCACUUGUCGUCUUUGAUGAAGCCGUCGAAGGAUGCUGAGAUAGUUGGUAUGUAUUUCUAUUUGGGAGGUUGGUUAGACGGAUUAGGGUUAAUCUAUACGUAUAAAUAG
Messenger RNA from Lodderomyces parapsilosis, 2184 nucleotides. RefSeq names its product putative metalloendopeptidase. Lineage: Eukaryota; Fungi; Ascomycota; Pichiomycetes; Serinales; Debaryomycetaceae. The record is from RefSeq and is a predicted model, not a curated record. The coding region runs from base 1 to 2184 and encodes 727 amino acids. The transcript has a single exon. Gene Ontology annotation, cellular component: cytoplasm.